AUGGCGUCCGGCGGCCAUAUGCACAAUUUCACCACCCUCAUCAAGCGGCUCGAGGCAGCAACCUCACGCUUGGAGGAUAUGGCAAUGGCAUUUGAUGGCCCUAGUGCGCCAAAGUCCUUGACUGGCUCUCCCUCUGUUCCUGCUGUUCCAGAACCCCCCAAGCCUUCCCCUCCUCCGCCCGCAGCCCCUGUGGCUCCCCCGGUCCCGCCGCAGAUCCAGGACUUCGAUGCAUUGAUCAAGGGAAAUGUUCAGAACUUUGUCAACUUGGGAGAGAAAAUCGGUGGAUUGGUUGCCGAACAAUCCAAAGCCGUACUUCAAGCCUUCCAAGCUGAACGCACCUAUCUUUUCGUUGUGACAAAGGCCAAGAAGCCUGACACCCAGCCUCCGGAGUUAAUGACGGAUCUGCACAAAGCUUCCGAUAGCAUUAACAACAUUCGCGAGUCAAACAGAGCUUCGCCGCUAUUCAACCACCUGAGCGCUGUUGCGGAGGGUAUCAUUGCGCUCGCUUGGUUCUUUGAAAGCAAGCCCGCGGAGUAUGUCACGGAUAUGAUCGGUGGCAUUGAAUAUUAUGGAAAUAAGGUGCUGAAGGAGUACAAGGACAAGGAUAAAGUACAUGUUGAAUACAUCAAAGCCUACUAUCAAAACUUCAAGGCUCUUGCCGAGUACCUCAAGAAACACUUCCCCCAGGGUCUGACCUGGAACAAUCAGUCUGGCAUUGAUGCCUUGGAAGCUUUGAAGCAGGCCAAGGGCGGACCUGCUCCAAUCAGCGGCGGUACCCCUCCUCCCCCUCCCCCUCCUCCCCCAGUCCCAGCCCUCAACGUCCCCGGUGGCGCCCCCGCAGCACCAGCAGCAGACAUGGGCGCUGUCUUCGACCAGCUCAACCAGGGCGAGGCUAUCACCUCCACCCUCCGCAAGGUCGACAAAUCGCAGAUGACACACAAGAACCCCAACCUGCGUGCCGGAUCAAUCGUUCCGGAGUACGAAGGCUCCAGCGCCAUUCGAGGCAAGUCGCCAGCACCUAGCAAAAAGCCCAAGCCCGAAAACAUGCGCGCGCGCAAGCCGCCCCGCAAAGAACUCGAGGGCAGCAAGUGGCUCAUUGAGAACUUUGAUAACCCUGGCGAGAUCAUCGAGAUCGCCGCACAGCAGAACCAGUCCAUCCUCAUUAGCCGCUGCAACAAAACGAUCAUCAAGGUCAACAACAAGGCUAAUGCUAUUGCCAUCGACAACUGUGUUGGUCUCUCUCUCAUUGUGGACUCUCUCGUUAGCAGUCUGGACAUCAUCAAGUGCCCCAAGUUCGCUGUGCAGAUCGACGGCACGGUCCCUACUCUGUUGAUGGAUCAGGUUGAUGGUGCUACCGUUUAUCUUGGCCAGCAGAGCCUCAACACCGAGAUCUUCACUAGCAAGUGCUCCGCUAUUAACAUCACCCUUCCGCCGCCGGAGGGCACUGAUGAAGAUACCAAGGAGUGCCCUCUGCCUGAGCAGUUCAAGAGCUACAUCAAGGACGGCGUACUGGUAAGCGAAAUCGUGGAGCAUGCUGGUUAA
Penicillium vulpinum is the source of this 1542-nucleotide messenger RNA. It is a transcript of the gene capA, whose product is annotated as adenylate cyclase-binding protein. Gene Ontology annotation, molecular function: actin binding; adenylate cyclase binding. The transcript is spliced from 5 exons. Bases 1 to 1542 code for a protein of 513 amino acids. NCBI's taxonomy places the organism in Eukaryota, Fungi, Ascomycota, Eurotiomycetes, Eurotiales, Aspergillaceae. Gene Ontology annotation, biological process: cytoskeleton organization; regulation of adenylate cyclase activity. Gene Ontology annotation, cellular component: cytoplasm. The record is from RefSeq and is a predicted model, not a curated record.